GAUGGCUUCGGUUGAAAGGGAGACACUGUCCCAAGAUGAACUCCGGAAAAGGCUCUAUCAGACUUUUAAGAACCGAGGCGUACUGGACACACUUAAGACACAGCUCCGAAACCAGCUAAUCCAUGAACUAAUGCACCCAAUUUUAAGUGGAGAACUUCAGCCGCAGGCAGUUCCAAAUGAUGACAGUUCGCUUUUGAUCACAGCUUCUAACAGUUUGGUGGCAGAUCAUCUACAGAGGUGUGGCUAUGAGUAUUCACUUUCUGUUUUCUUUCCAGAAAGUGGAUUAGAGAAGAAGAAGCUGUGGACUAUGCAAGAUCUUCUUCAAUUAAUGAGGAUCAAUCCAAAAUCCAGUCUUUACAAAUCACUGACUUCGGGAACUCGGAAGGAAAACAAAGGUUUUCUUAUGCAGAUUUUAAUCGGACUUACAGAGCAUCAUCUAAGUAAGGAAACUCAUGACACAGAAACUCAGACAACCUCAGUGCCUCCUUACAGAGACUCUCUUGGUAAGUGCAACCUCUGCAAGGAAGUCUCCCCAGAUAUUUUCAUAUUG
Pelecanus crispus (Dalmatian pelican) is the source of this 550-nucleotide messenger RNA. The record is from RefSeq and is a predicted model, not a curated record. Lineage: Eukaryota; Metazoa; Chordata; Aves; Pelecaniformes; Pelecanidae.